This is a messenger RNA of Pseudophryne corroboree (corroboree frog), 1191 nucleotides long. RefSeq lists its product as uncharacterized. Bases 31 to 1032 code for a protein of 333 amino acids. Gene Ontology annotation, molecular function: cysteine-type endopeptidase activity. Gene Ontology annotation, cellular component: lysosome. The transcript has 8 exons. The record is from RefSeq and is a predicted model, not a curated record. NCBI's taxonomy places the organism in Eukaryota, Metazoa, Chordata, Amphibia, Anura, Myobatrachidae.
AUCACUUUCUGCUGGACACAAUCAAUCAGGAUGCAUUUGGAUAAGCAACUUUGGACAUUGUCUGCGAUCAUCAUAUGUGCCUCUGCCACACAUUUCCUUAACCAAGAAUGGAGUGCCUGGAAAUCCAAAUAUGAAAAGAAAUAUGUCACUGUACAGGAGGAGCUGUUUCGGAGGAAAGCUUGGGAGGACACCUGGAAUAAGGUGCAGAAACACAAUCAAUUGUUUGAACAGGGUCUUACCAAAUAUACAAUGGCCAUGAACCACUUUGCUGAUAUGACAUCAGAGGAACGUAGCUCCAGAAAUUGCCUGUCCUCAAAAAAGAAUUUAUCAUCCAAGAAAAAUAUUCCUGUGCAGGUUCAUGGAAAAAACCUUAACUUACCAGACUCCGUUGAUUGGAGGGAUUCAAAAUGUGUGACAAAGAUUAAAAAUCAAGGAGGAUUCUGUGGCUCCUGCUGGGCAUUUGCAACGGUGGGUGUGAUUGAGUCACAUUAUUGUAUCCAGAAUAAGGAACUACUUGUGCUGAGCGAGCAGCAACUUGUAGACUGUGAUCAUGUAGAUGAAGGCUGCUGUGGAGGAUUGCCCACAAAUGCUUUGGAAUAUGUUACACAUCAUGGUGUCAUGCUGGCCAAAGAUUAUGAGUACUCAGAAAAGAAAUAUACCUGUUUAUACAAACCUGAUAAUGCAGUAACAGUUAAUGUGAGCAAAUACUAUGUUCUGCCUGGAGAAGACAAUAUGGCAUCAUCUGUGGCAUUAGAUGGACCUAUAACAGUUGGAAUUGAUGCAAGUGAUGACUUUCAGAUGUUCAAUGAUGGUAUUUUUGUUGGUGACUGUAGCGAAGAGCCAAAUCAUGCAGUCAUUAUAGUGGGAUAUGGCACAGAGCAUGAUGAAGAGGAAGAUGAGGAUAUAGAUUACUGGAUCAUAAGGAACAGCUGGGGCGAGGAGUGGGGAGAGAAAGGCUAUGCAAAGAUGAGGCGUAACGUUAACCUGUGUGGUAUAACAUCAAUGGCAGCCUCUGUGGAUUUGGUGCACUAGUUCCCUGUAGUCUCAUCAUUGAAGAAAACAAAAGUCUAUAUGGAUUAACCCCCUAUAUUAUUAAACAAAACAUAUUUGUAACCAUGCCUACAGUACUUCUCUUGUAUUCUUUAAUUUCUGUAGCAUAAUUUGUAAAUAAAGAUUCAUAAGCAAGUUUGA